AUGGCCAACGAGUACUAUGCAAUCAUUCUAGAGUUAUCUCCUCGAAAGAUUAAUGUUGGGUUUGCUGGAGAAGCCAGUCCUCUGGUUUCCAUUCGCCCGGACACCCCAUUAUGGGAAAAGUUCCAACCUCCAUAUGAAAAAGACGUUUACCCCAGAUUCUUUGAUCUUUCUUCACAUUCAUUGACCAAAGAACAAAAGGAAGAGCUCUCUAGUGUUCUUAAAAACGACAAAGCGGAUUCUUUGAUUCUCGAGAAGUACCAGCAUGACAGCCAAAACGGUUCCUUCACGUUCUGGGAACUGGACGGGUUCCGUGCCCUAGGACGUCUAAUGAAGUACGUGGUUGUUCGAAACUUGAUGGUUUCGCCAUGUCAUGUGAAGAUUAUGGUGCUUGAUAGCGGUGCUUCUGCAUUGGAGAAGUUCCAGCUAUGUAGUGUGCUUUUGGGACCUUCUGGAUGUGCAUGUUCAGUGUACUUCAUUCCACGAGCUUCGUGUAUUUCUAUGGCUGCCAGCGUGGAAGACUCUGUGGUAGUGGACUUUCAGUGGCUGGAGUGCCGGAUAAGUGCAUUGAGUGAGUUGAGAGUUGUCAAAGAGAAAUGCGUGGAGACGUACUCUGAAGAGACGGCUUGUUAUAAGAUGUUGAGGACAGUAAGUGAUGCAGAAGAGGCCAGGGAGAAGGUUAAUGAAGGCCACUUUUUGUCGUUUAAGGGCUUACCUGAAGUUUUGGAGCUGUUGGUGGAGGAAUUGGCGGUAGAUGUACGUCCCAAGAUGGUCCAGAACCUUGUUUUUACUGGUGAUAUCGCUCUGUCGGUGGAAUUGCAGCGGUCGCUUUCUCAGGAAAGUACUGCCUUGGAGCGUGGGCAGGCGCCUCGAUCUACUGUUCUACCUCGCUUUUGA
Candidozyma haemuli is the source of this 894-nucleotide messenger RNA. RefSeq lists its product as uncharacterized. The coding region runs from base 1 to 894 and encodes 297 amino acids. NCBI's taxonomy places the organism in Eukaryota, Fungi, Ascomycota, Pichiomycetes, Serinales, Metschnikowiaceae. The transcript has 2 exons. The record is from RefSeq and is a predicted model, not a curated record.